This is a messenger RNA of Sclerotinia sclerotiorum 1980 UF-70, 270 nucleotides long. RefSeq lists its product with no specific name. Lineage: Eukaryota; Fungi; Ascomycota; Leotiomycetes; Helotiales; Sclerotiniaceae. The record is from RefSeq and is a predicted model, not a curated record. The coding region runs from base 1 to 270 and encodes 89 amino acids. The transcript is spliced from 3 exons.
AUGUUUUCUGGUUCUAUGGAAGCUAGCCCUUCCGUGCCUCGAGGUAUUAGAGAGAAGCGAUGUGAAUGGGCAUUCAAAUACGAGUUGUCAUUAAAAAUCUUGGAUGCUCUUCAAGAAAAUAUGCUCAACCAACUCAUUGGACAAUCAGGAAGUGUAUGGCCUCCCAGCCAGUGGCUUGCAUAUCGCUAUUCCCCAAAAACUUCUGUACCUAUACGGAUGGCAGUGCCAGCUGGUGAACUUGUGCUUCUGGCUGUAGCAUUGAACAGAUAA